Molecule: messenger RNA, 1656 nt
Organism: Rattus norvegicus (Norway rat)
Lineage: Eukaryota; Metazoa; Chordata; Mammalia; Rodentia; Muridae
Gene: Rgr
Product: retinal G protein coupled receptor
Exons: 7
Coding region: 40-915 (291 amino acids)
Biological process (GO): phototransduction; G protein-coupled receptor signaling pathway; visual perception
Cellular component (GO): plasma membrane; membrane
Molecular function (GO): G protein-coupled receptor activity
Source: RefSeq, marked provisional
UCAGAAAAGAGCUGGGUAGCUGACACCGGGAGUCCAAGGAUGACAGCAACCAGGGCCCUGCCUGCUGGUUUUGGGGAACUUGAGGUGCUGGCUAUAGGAAUAGUCCUGCUGAUGGAAGCGCUCUCUGGCAUCAGCCUCAAUGGCCUGACCAUCUUCUCUUUCUGCAAGACUCCAGAUCUGCGGACUCCCAGCAACCUUCUGGUACUGAGCCUGGCACUGGCAGACACUGGGAUCAGUCUGAAUGCCCUUGUUGCAGCUGUAUCCAGUCUCCUCCGGCGCUGGCCACAUGGUUCAGAGGGCUGCCGGGUUCAUGGUUUCCAGGGAUUUGCAACAGCACUGGCCAGCAUCUGUGGCAGUGCAGCCAUUGCCUGGGGACGCUAUCACCACUACUGCACCCGUAGACAGUUGGCAUGGGACACUGCCAUCCCUCUGGUGCUGUUUGUGUGGCUAUCAUCUGCCUUCUGGGCAUCCCUGCCCCUGAUGGGCUGGGGCCAUUAUGACUACGAGCCCGUGGGGACAUGCUGUACACUGGACUACUCUAGGGGUGACAGAAACUUCAUCAGUUUUCUCUUCACCAUGGCCUUUUUCAACUUCCUUGUACCCCUGUUCAUCACACACACUUCAUACCGGUUCAUGGAGCAGAAACUCUCCAGGAGUGGUCAUCUCCAGGUGAAUACUACUCUUCCAGGCAGGAUGCUGCUGCUGGGCUGGGGCCCCUAUGCCCUCCUGUACCUAUAUGCCGCUGUCGCAGAUGUGAGCUUCAUCUCUCCCAAACUACAGAUGGUGCCUGCCCUCAUUGCGAAAACCAUGCCCACAAUCAACGCCAUCAACUAUGCGUUGCGCAGCGAGAUGGUCUGUAGAGGAACCUGGCAGUGCCGAUCUGCACAAAAGAGCAAGCAGGACCGAACCCAGUGAAAUUCUUCAAGGGGCUGAUCACAGUCAAGCCUACCUCUUCAAGCCUGGGCUAAGGAUGCCCCAGGUCAGGAAGAUGCUGCCGUAUACUUCCCAGCCGCCCCAGAAACCAUGCUAGAGACUACUUCCCCACCAGCCUUAAGAUCCCUGUUGAGUGUAAACUUAGGCUGGACCCAAGAAUUCAGAUAAUAGGUUCAGUGAAAGGAGUGUUGGUCACAGCCCUCUACACACAGUCUAAGGGGCUAUGGGAAAGUAACUCUCUCCAACACCAUCUAUCUAAACCCUAGAGUAAAGAAGACAUUGUGGACUAGCAACGGUAUGGUUGAACAGGUUCACAUAUACUCAGCAAGCACAUCAAACACUCACUGAAACAGAUGCCGAUAUGAGCCUUGGCCAUGUCCUAUGUGAAUCCAGUUUUACAAUAAAAGGAGAAAGCCCUGGGAUUUGUUUUUGGAAGUCUGAGGCAGUUGUCUUUCAAAUAGCAUGUACUAAAUUGUAAAGGCACUGGUGACUUAGACUGCCCCUUGCUCUACGUCCCUUGUUGUAAGACAAGAUGACAGAAAUGAUGAUUUGACCCUACAGAUUGGACCAGAACAUGCAGGUUAGGGGCUCCCUGAGUCAGCCAAUAGCACCAGCAUUCAAAAUGAGCCCUUGGUUAUAUGAAAUUGGGAUUAGAUUGCUUUUAAAUGUUAAUUCAUUGUUAGUAUUUAAAAAUUAAAGCAGUUAUUUAACGUUCCAGAUGUC